Molecule: messenger RNA, 675 nt
Organism: Pseudocercospora fijiensis CIRAD86
Lineage: Eukaryota; Fungi; Ascomycota; Dothideomycetes; Mycosphaerellales; Mycosphaerellaceae
Exons: 1
Coding region: 1-675 (224 amino acids)
Source: RefSeq, a predicted model, not a curated record
AUGAGCAUGAGCACAGGCAACGCGCCUACAGCAGGUGCUCCCACCCCACCGCAGGAAGAACAACCGAAUGGCGCAUAUGCCAGCUAUGUACCGCACGAUCUCAAAUACCAUGCCGACUUCGAAGAUUCGCUCAUGCAACCUGUUCUCAACGGACCAUCAAAUCAGGAUGGCAUACGCGUCAUACCAGAAGGCAGUGCAGAUAUUCCAGUGGAAGGCGUUUCGGUACGUGCCCAGGACAUAUCUAUUGAAAGCCUCCCUAGCAUCAGCGAAGAGGAACUGCCACUGCCGCUCGAUGACCCACGGCGUCAAUUCGCCAGUCCUGUGCCUGGAAUUAAGCUCACGCAUCCUGGGGGCUAUCUAGAAGGCGGGCCAGGGCUAGACCCGGACAUGGACACCUUUGCAGAGGACUUCUUUGACAGAAAUAGGCAUGUUACCACGUCAGAGGAUAUGCGCGCUGCCAUUCAGAGAGAGAUUGACGAGAAUAAGGAACUGCUGCAGGAAAGACUCCGGGCGCGGCAGGAGGCCAAGGAAAAGAAUGAGCGAAUCGAGAAGGAGUUGAAGCUUAUGCAGGAGGAGCACGAGAUGGAGCGAAAGGUGAACAAGAGGAUGGCAGAGAGUCGAAAGGCGAAGAAGGAGGCCAAGGAACGGCGCAGGGCGGAGAGGGAAGGAGGCUGA